AUGGAUACAACAGAAGAAAUUGGUCCUGAAGAAGCGGCCGGUAUUGAAUUGGAUGAUGAAAUAGCUUCACUACAAGAACAGAUCGCGUCAUUAAAGGAUCAACGUCGUCUCCAAACAGCUACUAUCCUGUCUUCUCAAGUUUCAAAAUCAACUUUGUCGAAUUUGCGAAAGUCUUCCUCCAAAACCACAUCCUCCCAAUCUACUCCUCCUAUAGAUUCCGAUCCACUCAUCGCAAGCUCCGCCGCCCAGACAACUCAUAAUCUCGAGAAUCUAUAUCGCGCAUGCGCAUCAAUCACAUCAUUCCACGUUCAAGAUCCGGAUCCAAAGGCUGUGGAUAAUGGACAUGUAUUGGGCCUUCGCAUUGAUCUCAGUAAUGCUGGGAAAUUCGUUCGACCUUAUUAUAUCAUGUUAAACAAACCAUAUUCGGGAUCCGCAGCGUUAAGAAUACAUCGGCACACAGUACCUUCGUGUAUACCUUUGGCCAGUAUAGCAGCGAAGCAUUUGCCUGUCCCUAAAGUAACGGAAGGUAUCGUGAAGGAGAAACGACAAGAUUUGACGACAUUUGUAAGGAAAUUACGACGAGAGAUUACGGGGUAUCAUUUACGUAUCUCUUCUAUCAAACAUUUACGAAAAGGAUUCUCUUUAGAUGAGCAAUUAAACAGGAAAGGCAAAGAAAAGGUGCGAGAGAUAGCAGAUAUUAGUGCUGCUGAUGCAGAAGCCAAGCAAGUAAGGAUUGAAUGGGUCGAUGGAAGAAUCGGCAGAUGUGUUGUGGGAAUGAAUGGCGAAGUUGUCAAACGUUUGGAGUUCGGGAGUCUACUGUUUACAAAUAUCCUUGAGAAUGAGGUGGCUUUAAGCAUCCGUCAAUUGUUAUCACAACUUCUUUCGCCCAAAGUUUUCUGUGAUUCAAGGUUCUCUCGUCAGACUAUACGUCAAGCAACGUCCGUAUCAACGAAGAAGAAGACGCGAGCUUGGAGUGAGAUUCUGAGUGCUCUAAUCGCCAACGAUUUCAAUGAGUACUACUCUUCACACAUCACCGCUACGUACUCGUCCAAGGCUGAGAGAACUGCACCGGGUACCGGCUGGAACCCUUUACAUGCAGCUUUCCAUCACAAUGGUCGAGCCUUGCAUUGUGAGAAAGCUUUGGCCGUGGAGGCUGAUUAUUUGAGUCGCCCCCAACUUUUCAUAUCGUUUCGUAUCUCUUCAUGGCUCAUUAUGCCAUGUAGAGCUAUCUCAAAGCAAUACUGUUUUAACCGUAGUUGGGAAGCACCAAUUACGAGUAGCCUCUCCUAG
Sclerotinia borealis F-4128 is the source of this 1290-nucleotide messenger RNA. The record is from the annotation of a GenBank genome assembly. NCBI's taxonomy places the organism in Eukaryota, Fungi, Ascomycota, Leotiomycetes, Helotiales, Sclerotiniaceae.